CUGCCUUACAGACAUUAGUGAACCAAAACUCUCGCCGCCUCUCAACAACUUUCGAAGCCAUCGCUCCACUCUCGAGACAUUCAUUGGCCGCAUCAUGGUCGUAGCUAAUCAGUUGGACCGCCAUGGUCCCGCGGUAUACAUCUGCACCUGGAUUUCUUUCUCAACCUGCGUGAUCCUAUUCAACAAGUACAUUUUUACAUCUCUGGAUUUCAAGUUUCCUAUUUUCCUUACUUUCUGGCAUCUAGUGUUUGCCAGUAUUGCCACAAGAUGUCUUCGCAAAUGGACACAUCUAUUAGACGAUGUAGACGAAAUCCAAAUGACCCCUUCCCUCUAUUGUCGAGGGAUCGUCCCCAUCGCAGUAGUAUUCUGUGCCGCUCUCGUUACCUCAAAUUACGCGUAUCUCUACAUCUCGGUUGCUUUCAUUCAAAUGCUCAAGUCACUCACGCCGGUGAUGGUUUUGGCUCUCGACUGGUCCAUGAAUGGCAACACAGUCGAUAGGAAAACCUUACUCUAUGUGUUUAUCAUCAUGGCUGGAACCGUCAUCGCUUCCUAUGGCGAGUUGGAAUUUGUCCUUUUGGGUGUCAUACUACAACUCACGGCGGUCGCCGCCGAAGCAUUGCGGUUGUUGUUAGUGGAAAAAUUGCUCAAUACCGCUAUGAAAAAGAAAAUGAAUCCGCUGUCCAGCUUGUAUUACUUUGCUCCGAUAUGCGCUCUACUGAACGGCAUCGCAUGUUAUUUCUAUGAAGGGUCUUCAUUGACGAUGGUAGCAAUCCACAAUGUUGGACUGCAUAUAUUGUUUCUCAACGGACUUGCGGCAUUUGGGCUCAACGUGGCGGUCGUAUUUUUGAUUGGCAACGCUUCGGCUCUUAUCCUUUGCGUAUCGGGGGUUGUGAAGGACGUCAUCAUCGUCCUCUUAUCCACCUUUCUGUGGAGCAAAACUUUAACAGCGAUUGAGAUUUCCGGAUACUCCUUCGCCCUCCUGGGCGUUCUCCUGUUCAAGUCCAGGACUAUGGCGCCUGAGAGGACAGUGCGCGAGUGGGGCCAAAAAGCGAAGGAGAUGCUUGCAAGUUGGCGAGGACUGGAAAUGGAGGAAAAACAUUUGAUGGACGUUAGGGUUUAGGACCGGUUCAACUGCCAGAGGAUGGGAAUUCAUGUAUGAAGAGUUGAUACCCAUGAGUACAUUGUGUAGGUUCGACCUCAUCGCGCAAAUAAACACCUAUAAAUGAAAUUACCAUGAAAACUAGACGUGGUGGCAUUUAUUUGUAACAGCACGGUG
Messenger RNA from Fimicolochytrium jonesii, 1276 nucleotides. Its product is annotated as DMT family organic anion transporter. Bases 95 to 1120 code for a protein of 341 amino acids. The record is from RefSeq and is a predicted model, not a curated record. Gene Ontology annotation, cellular component: trans-Golgi network; endosome; Golgi apparatus. Lineage: Eukaryota; Fungi; Chytridiomycota; Chytridiomycetes; Spizellomycetales; Powellomycetaceae. Gene Ontology annotation, molecular function: antiporter activity. The transcript has 6 exons.